GCUGUUACCUGUCAGGCUGAUGUAUGUGUACAUUGGAUGGUGUAGUUUGCAGUUGAAGUUACGAGUCCGGUCGCUUUAAAGAUGUUUCAAGAACUGAAUAAUAUUCUUAAUACAACUCCCGAAACGUGUGAGCAGGGAAUAAGUGUACUCCUUUGUGACAAGCAGACUGAUGGAGGUUUCCUUGUGCAUCAUUUCCUUUCUUUUUAUCUCAAAGGAGGUUGCAAAGUUUGCUUUCUUGGCCUGCUUCAGUCAUUCAGUCAUUACAGUCUUGUUGCCCAAAAGCUGGGAGUUAAUCUGUCUGCAGCCAGAGAGAAGGGACAGCUGGUGUUUUUGGAAGGACUGCGCUCAUCUCUUGACUUAUUGCUUGAUGAUCAGCAGGACAGCACUUUGCACAAAUCAUCCCCUCUGCAAUUUCUAAGCUCUCCCAAUGCAAGUCUUCGAUCGCUCUAUGAGUUUGUUUGUACAUCAGUACAGAAGACCAGUGAAAAUGCUUGGAAAUUUUCAGUACUGAUUAUAGAUGAUUUAAGUGUCCUGCUUAGUCUGGGAGUGACCACAAAGGACAUUUUGAAUUUUAUGCAUUACUGUCGAGCCACACUUUGCUCAAAGCUUAAGGGAAACUUAGUGGCAUUGGCGCAUGACACAGAAGAUUUGGAAGAUGAAGAAAAUGAUUUUGUGGUCAAAUCACUGAGUUACCAGUCUCAUCUGAUUCUGCAAGCAGAAGGAUUAGCCACUGGGUACUGCAAGGAUAUCCAUGGGGAGCUGAAGAUUAUUUGGCGCUCCCUUUCACCUGUGAAGGCGGAAAAGAAUGUUAUAAAAACUUUUCAGUACAAAAUACAAGACAAGAAUGUUGCCUUUUUUGCCAGAGGAACCUCAUCUGCUGUACUCUAGCUUUUCUUUUGGUUCAUAUAAUUGAGGGGUAUGAAGGACAUCUACUCUUUUGAAAUGGACAUGGUGAUAGUUAUGAUCUGACAACUAAGCAGUCCUUUGAUUUACAUUAGUUCAACAAUUAUUUCAAAAGGCUGUAAAAUAGUAUUCCGCUAUGUGUAUACUGUAUAUUGUUCAUUUCCAAUGAUAUGGAACCAUCUACAACAAACCAGCUUACAGAUAUAGAUACAGGGUUUUUCUCAGUUAAAACUUUAAUGCAAUUGUUUAUAUCUUGAUUAUUUAUUUCCAAUUGCUGCUUAUAAUAUCCUCUCCACUUAGAAGCAGAGCUCAUGGGUUUAAAUUGUGAUCAACAACAAAAUUUUUCCCUUGGGUUUUUUUAAACCAUCUUAUUUCUUGAUUUCUUAAACUUAUCUUGUUCAUCUUGUUCCUUAUUUUCCUAUAAACCAGGGUUCCCAACCUAUUUUAUGCCAUGGACCAAUACCACUGGGAUCCCCCUGAUAUAAACAUUUUAGUUCUAGAUGAUUGCCUCUUGUAAUUUAUGUGGUUUCUGGUAUUUUAUGAAAUGUUAUUAAAUUAACAUUUCCUCAGUUGACUAAAUUCUGUCAUCAAGGAAAGACAAAACCCCCAUCAUUGAAAAUUUCUGUAGCACCAGGCAUCCGUUUUGUGUUUAAUGUGUAUUUUAAUAGCAUCUUUGAUGAAGAAAAACUCUUGUAAGUAUACAAAAAUGUGCUUGAAGAUGAGAAAAAAGCAAAAUAUGGCAAAACAAAUGAGUGUUUAGAUGUAGAAAUGUAUAAAAAUGUACAAAACUGAUAUUUGAUAGGUUUUUACUUUUCACACAUUUUGGGCUAAGUGUGAGCUAUGUAGUAAAGUUGAUAUGAUUUCCUAAA
Hypanus sabinus (Atlantic stingray) is the source of this 1772-nucleotide messenger RNA. RefSeq names its product elongator acetyltransferase complex subunit 6 (gene elp6). NCBI's taxonomy places the organism in Eukaryota, Metazoa, Chordata, Chondrichthyes, Myliobatiformes, Dasyatidae. Gene Ontology annotation, cellular component: elongator holoenzyme complex. The transcript has 7 exons. The record is from RefSeq and is a predicted model, not a curated record. Bases 82 to 888 code for a protein of 268 amino acids. Gene Ontology annotation, biological process: tRNA wobble uridine modification.